GAGAAGAUUCCUGUCUCGUUAGGAAUCUAGAGAGAGUUAGAUCUGAAUAGACUCGUGAAUAAAAGGUUUAUCAUGGGUCACAUCGUGACAAAAAAGGGAGCGUAGGAACACUCCCAGGUGCAUCUCACAGCUGGAGCGAAUGCUUACGUUACGUCAUCUCAACGCAAGUUAUAUGUUUUUUCUCAUGACCGAUUAAAGAAAGGUAGUAUCGUCCAAUUUCCGCGGUCGCGGACAACAUGGCCUGGCCCAGACGGUCGUAUCCUUGGCGAUGGAUGAUCUUACUGGCGCGUUUCGCCGGGCUCCUCGUCUGUGUCGGCACAUUUCUGUCGUUAGGGAUCUUCAUACCACAUUUGGUGGAGAGCUUCUCCACCACCACUGCAGCUGCUGGGCUGAUCUGCAGUGGAUCCUGGGCGUUUGGUAUGAUCAUUGGUGGUCCUUUCGUGGGUGCCUUGCUUAACUCAUGUGACCCAAGAAAGGUGACCAUGAUUGGAGGGAUGCUAUCAGCGAUUACUAACACGGCAGCAGCCGCCUCCUCAUCGAUAACACAGCUGGCAGUGUGGUUCGCGGUUUCGAGUGGGGGUCUGCUCUUUGUACAAAUCGCUACAGUUAAAGCUGUCGCAGAAUACUUUCCCGAUAAUUUUGCUGUUGCCAACGGCGUCUCUCUAGCUGGAGGUAUGGUCGGCAUGAUGGUGUUCCCUCCCGUUAUGGAAUUUCUGAUAUCUUUGUACGGAUGGAGAGGUGCUUUGGCAAUCAUGGGAGCCGUUACCUUUCACUACGUCGUUUGUGGAGCACUUCUAAGACCUUUGCACCAUAAACGGGCGGAAAAAUACAGUCUGGUGCCAAGCAGAGGUGAUUCCGAAGAUGUGAAUUCAAAGUCAGGACAACAGGCAGAUGGAAAAUCCAGAAGUUGUCAGGUACCAACCGCCUCCCAAAACCUGACGGAGAGUGUGACUGAGUAUCUCGACACACAGCUACUAACAGAACCCUUGUUCAUUGUUUAUCAAGUGGUUGUAGUACUUUGUGGCAUUGUUUACACCAUGUGGCAUUUAUUUCUAGUUCAACGAGGCAUAGAACUCGGCAUCAUGGAGUUUCAAGCGGCGUUCCUUGCAACUUUUGGGGGCUUGGGGUCCCUAGCAGGUCGCCUGGGACACGGUCCUCUAGUGGACAGUGGUCUCGUCAAGGCGUCCACCCUCUUUGCCAUUGCAUCGCUGGUCUUUGCGGUAUCUUGCCUGAUUAAUAUCCUGGUCGCUUCCUGGUACUCGGCUUUGGCAGUCAACUACUUUGUCUCGGGAAUGGCAAGUGGGGUGACCUAUUCCUUGGCUUACGUGAUGGUGCGAGAAGUCACUGGGGACCAUCACAUGUCUGCCUUCGGAUGGCUGUUCACGUCCUUGGGAACAGGAGAAAUACUCGGUGGAUUUAUUGCGGGGUGGAUCCACGAUACAACUGGAGACUAUGGGAUCGUUGUUCUGGCAAUUGGAGGCUUGGCAUUCAUCAUGGGUGUCACUGUAACAUUGACUCGAUGUUUGAUAUCUUGGUCUGGAGGCAGUGAUGAGUGAUGUCCCUGAUGUACGAUUAGCAGAUGCUACGGUACCAAUAUCCAGCGGAUUUCUUUGUUGAGGUUACAAAAGAUUAAUCACAUGGAACUUUGCCCAGAAAUUCCAACGCACGCUAAUUUCCAAUUGUGAGAUGGCAUUUGUUGAUAAUCAUAAAUGUCCAUGUAUACCAUAAAGUGAAAUUAAUUACCAACUUCUAGGUCCUUUCAUUAUUAAUAUCGCAUUUGUACACACGAUAUUCAGAAAAGUGAAUUUUCCAUUAGCUAAAUUAUAUACAAUCACUUUAGAAUGCAUAUCGUUUCAGAACCAGAGUCGAACAAGGACACCUGUAAAUAAACAAACUACUCUUGAAAUCUGACAUUACAUUUGAACAGGAAGUUGACGUUCUCCAUUACUUAAUUGCUUUGCAAGGGCCGCUUCUUGAGACCUUGGUUUUUCUCACUAUCUGACGGUGGCCUCCUAAAUAUUUGAAAAACAAAAUCCAGUGUUCAAUUGAGGUGUCCGUAAACCAAAGCUUGGCUAUGUAAAUUGCGGUUUUAUUUAUAGCAUUUUGUAUUUUGUCACGCAUACCGGUACAAGAGCUAAAAUCAAGUGGGAACGAACAUAAGAAAAAUUGAUACGGGUUUUGUUUGGUUUUUGUGGGGGGGUUGGUUUGCUAACUGGAAUGAACGGUAAUUGUAGUGCAAUAUAGAAUUUGAUCAAUUUGCCUUAUAAGUUCCAAUAUUGGUUUGAAAUUUUGAAUUAAAGUUAUGUAAUGUUAUUUAGGAACGAAAAAAGCUGGUACUGUAAGAGCAGUAUUUAUACAUAAUGUUUCUGGAGUUUUGAAACGAGAGACUCAGCAGAUUUUUGUCUCGUUUCGUUCUCCAAAUUAAUUGAUUGCUCUUAUAAGCGCACCAGUGUCCGCACCGUCAAUUUGUGACUUGUAUAAAACGGCAGCUUUUAUUUUACGGCAGCAUAACUACAGUCGUAUACCUUAGCUGCAAUGCAUUCAUGAAACACAUGUUCCUGAGUUUUGUACAUGUACAUUUAUUUGCAAAAUGUACAGGCAGUAGGGGUAAGAGGGCAGCCAAAUCCAUUGUCUUUAACUGAAAGAACUGAUUUAAGGCCUGGUGAACGUGGAAAAUUAAAAAGCUCAUUUUCUAGAGAAAAAAAAA
This is a messenger RNA of Acanthaster planci (crown-of-thorns starfish), 2707 nucleotides long. RefSeq names its product monocarboxylate transporter 13-like. NCBI's taxonomy places the organism in Eukaryota, Metazoa, Echinodermata, Asteroidea, Valvatida, Acanthasteridae. The record is from RefSeq and is a predicted model, not a curated record.